This is a messenger RNA of Colletotrichum spaethianum, 1008 nucleotides long. Its product is annotated as nitrogen assimilation transcription factor nit-4. The record is from RefSeq and is a predicted model, not a curated record. The transcript is spliced from 2 exons. Lineage: Eukaryota; Fungi; Ascomycota; Sordariomycetes; Glomerellales; Glomerellaceae. Bases 1 to 1008 code for a protein of 335 amino acids.
AUGCCGGAUGCACAAGACUCAACGAUUUCGUUAGGCGCCCCGUUACAGCGUUCAGCUGAGCAGCCGUCCAACGUCCGAUCUGUGUACAAGUGCUUUUGUGAACUGAGUGAGCUUGUGCACCAGAGUCUCUACGUUCUUCACUCUCCUGGAAGACCGUUGACCAGCCGUGACCUUCUGGGUAUCUACACCCAGUAUCUCAACUGGUAUGACAGAAUACCAGAGGUACUAAGACUCGGUCACAACUUUACACCCGCCGUGCUCUUCGCUCACAUGUACUACCACUUUGCCAUCCUCCUCCUCUUCCGGCCGCUCAUCAAGCUGAGAAUCAUUGGUUCCAAGCUGCUGCCCCGGGAUGUGUGUGGACAGGCGGCGGAUGCCAUUCAAGGACUCCUACGUUCAUACUCGCAACUCUACACUCUUCGCAGGACGCCGUCUUUCGUCCCGUAUUUUGUCCUCACAUCCUCCAUCAUGCAUCUGGCCAUUGGUGCGGCCGGUACGCCUCCGCAAAAGGGGUUUGAUGCAACGGCGCAACCCGGCGUAGAUACACCAGCCCAACCACCAUAUCCGCCUCGUGUUGUUGAGGCGAUCAAGCAAGGCAUCAGAGACCUGGAGGAGAUGGCACCGUGCCAUCAUUUUGCGGAACAGGCACUUAAUAUUCUUCGAUAUCUGGCCAAGAAGUGGAACAUGGACGUCGACAUGGGUGAGAGGCUCCCAUCAGAUGCUGAGUACGCGCACCUGGUUAGGCCAUAUACAAGCAGCCUCAACUUCUUUGCGCCAAACGUCAUUGAGGAUGACUUCAUCUGCGCUUGGGGCGGCAGCACCGACGAUGCCGAGGUACCGAACCCGGCAACAGCAAUGGGCGCUAAGGGAACCGAGCCCGGAAAGCCAUCAGUCUCGCGGGCGGCCAAGGUCCUCGAGAACCCUCUGUUCUGGCCGUUUCCGAUGCAGGGGCGUCCGAUGCUGCCUACAGGACGUGAGCUCGAGGAGGCCGGAUUCGAGAGAAUCUAG